This is a messenger RNA of Periconia digitata, 350 nucleotides long. Lineage: Eukaryota; Fungi; Ascomycota; Dothideomycetes; Pleosporales; Periconiaceae. The record is from the annotation of a GenBank genome assembly.
UUCUCCCGCACCACCCCGGCAUAAAAUCCCGACCGCACAUGUCCCGUACUCUACCCUACAUGACUUUUUCGCCACCCGAGUGGGGGGGAUUUCCCCCUCAUCCCCUCCCUUCUAGAACACGCAGAAAUCCGGUACUUUCCCGCUCUUUUCCUGCAUAUGUGAAACAAUGGCCAUUCUUCAAUUCCGGUAUUUAUUCUCUAGGCAAUUCGACAAUGAAUUUUUGCUGGGUAAUCUUACCGUCGAAAAUUGGGGGCUAGCUUUUGGAGGGACUGGUGUAAAAGGGCUCCUUGCAAUAUACACGCAGCUCCCAUACCUACGCUCGAAGAUCACUGCAGGACACAGGUAACCAU